Molecule: messenger RNA, 2498 nt
Organism: Owenia fusiformis
Lineage: Eukaryota; Metazoa; Annelida; Polychaeta; Sabellida; Oweniidae
Source: the annotation of a GenBank genome assembly
CGAUAAUGUAUUCGUACUGUAGAGGCAAUAGCAGGGCCAAUGUAACACGAGGCUGGCGAGAAGGGGAUUAAUCAUAUACUACAAUACACGGUAUAGGGGCGAUGCUACCAUACGUGGCGCGUGUCUCUCUGAGUUAAUUCCUUUAUUGAUAUUUACAACAGAUAUAGACCACAAGAAACAUUGGGAAUAUAGAGAUAGAACUGUGACAAGAUAGGCCUAGAUAAAUUCCGGAGAAAAGCAAUACCAUAUUGUAUGCGGUGAUCCCAAAGGGGUCGUGAAUUAUAAGAAGGAAAGGGCGCGAUCGGAUCAAGAAGCUGUAACUGAGUUGACAGUAUGUCGAGUAUAAGUGACGUCAGUGUACCCACAAGUGAUUCCCCAAUACCAGCACUAGGGGGCCUCAGUCCAAUGCCACCAGAUCUUAAAAAGGAAGGAGAGAAGUCUUUGAACAAUAACAGUAGGACCGAUAGCCCCGUAAACUUGAAGACAGAAACUGCAGUGACCUCCUUUCCACUCUCAGUAAAAGCUCCUACAAUGGUAGCCAACGGUCUAACAGAACCAGCCGUUGCCGAAAAGCUUGUUCCAACACAGAUAGGAAGCAGUCCAAGCCCAAGAUUCACCCCGACUGAUUUGGAACAAACCAAAAUCGACAAGGGUCACCCAGAGAGGAAACGAAGGGCUAGUGAUGAAAUCAGCGUUGGGAGUUCCACAAAGGCAAGUGAUGGUGCAGCCGAUGACAAUGGUAAAGAUGACGAUGAUGAUGACGACGACGAAUCAGAAGAAAAAACAUCAAUUGAGCAUGAUCCAGAGAGACUUAAAGCUUUUAAUAUGUUCUGCAGAUUGUUUGUUGACGAAAACUUAGAUAGAACAGUUCCCAUAUCAAAACAACCUAAAGAUAAAAUCCAGGCUAUAUUGGAGGCCUGUGACAGACAAUUCCCAGAAUUCCAUGGACGUUCCAGGAAAAGGAUAAGGACAUACCUGAAGUCCUGUAGGCGAAUGAGAAGGUCUAAAGAAAAUGGCUGGGAACCGCUCCGACCGACCCCUCCACAUCUUACGUCUGCAGCUGCAGAACAACUAUUAGCACAGGCCUGUGAAAAUGAAACCAACAAUGCAAAGCGCAUGAGGAUGGGCUUAGACCCUUUGCCGGCCAGUGCAAUGGGUCUACCGUCCACAGGUGCUGUCCAGCCAUCACAGACACCGGAAAAACCAGCAAAGACACAGCCUCCAGUUCCCCAGCCUUCAUCGCACCAAUCUCCCGUACUAGUCUCGCAUCAACCGCAGCCACCCGUAUCUCAUCAGCCUCCCGCACUAGAGCGUCAGCCAGUCACAAGCGUCGCUAGUGUAGCGGAUUACAUGCGACACACAGGUGCGGCUGCACCGACAGCAUUCAGACCUCCCCAUGAAAUACACAAUCCUUUCCUUACGAAUGGUAAUGGGUUGUUCCGGCCCGGCUUCCCCGGAGCUGGUUUUCAGCACCAGGCACAUCAUCACCCACCCGUCAUGCAGCACUCCACUAUUGCUACACAACUACAAAAUGGACUCCCAGUGUCUGGUCCAACAGAUUUGAGCAUAAAGAAAUCACAAGCGUCCUCCAAAACCCAGUUAAACUCAAGUGAGAUCGCAACAAUAAAACAACUGAUCGCAGGUUACAGAGAGUCGGCAGCCUUCCUAUAUCGGUCAGCGGACGAACUUGAAACCCUUCUCCAACAGCAGAACUGAACCUCUGGAGAAAACAUUGUUUGUGAGAACCACAGACAAAGGGUCGGGAAUUAGUAUAGUAUAUUUAUCACGUCAUGUGACGUAUUGAAGAUAUGAGGUCAACGUUUUAUAAGGUGCUACAGAUUUUUUAACAGAAAUUACAUAGCAAUCUUAAUGCUGCACCUUCAAAACUUUGAAGAUGGCUUAUAUAUAUAAAAAUGCUGACUUAAGUACAGCAGUAAGUGCCUCUAUAUACAUGAUAGAAAAUAUCUGAUAAACUAUGUAAAACUAUCAGUUUUAUUUAUAAGAUUCACAUUUACAACAGUAAAGUGCAAUAGGCUAAACUGGCCACGAUUCAGCCAAAAAGCAAAACGAGAGAUUAAAAGUAAUAUAAAAUAUAGUUAAUCAAAUCGGGUAAGAUAGUCAUGUAUUGAUUGGUCCACACAAUCAAUUGUUUGAUAAAAUUUGUAAUAUACGUUAUAUCAUUAUUAUAUUUGGUGGCAGGUUGAUUGUUGUUGUGUUGUUUUUGUAAAACAAUAUGGCGUUAAACAUAGCAGACAUUUACCAGUGUACAAAAUUAGCAAACAGAUAUUUUACCUGUGUACAAAUGUAUUAUUUAAGGCCAUUGUCUCAGUCAGAAUGCAUAAAUAUUGGUGUUUCAACUGUUUAAUGAAACAGUUUAAUACAUGCAUUAUGUACAAUAUGUACAAUAAUAUGUACAAUAUGUACAGUUUGGCGCACAUGUUCCUAAAAUAUGGAUGCUACUAUACUAGUUCCAUUAAGCCGUAUUAAUUCCCGGGGCU